Messenger RNA from Cucurbitaria berberidis CBS 394.84, 1506 nucleotides. RefSeq lists its product as uncharacterized. Lineage: Eukaryota; Fungi; Ascomycota; Dothideomycetes; Pleosporales; Cucurbitariaceae. The coding region runs from base 122 to 1090 and encodes 322 amino acids. The transcript has a single exon. The record is from RefSeq and is a predicted model, not a curated record.
CCAACAGUGCGCUGCAAGCAUGGCGGUCGAUAGGAGGACGGGAUGAUCCUGGCAGUGGCAGAUGCUGGUCGCUGGCAGGCCGCAGCUAGACGUAGGCGUGAAAGGCUAACCGUCUCCGCCUAUGCUAUGCUAUGUACGUACUUGUCCUUGUCCUUGCCUGCCUUUCCUUUCCGCACGGAGCCAACGGCUGUACACGACUGUCGCACUCUCUGUUGCAAACGGGCGGCGGCAGCAAUCUAACAUCUUUCGAGAGGGUCCCGUCCGUCUGGCACGCUGCAAUGCCUCUGUUAUAAAUCUCUCUCGCUGCCCGCCGUCUCCCUUUUGGACGCCUCGACCAAUUCCUCGCGGCUGUACACGGCCAGUAGCUUUGACGCGGUACCUUGCGUGCUGCUACCUAUCCACUACUACUGCUACUACCACUACUACUGCUACUACUGCUACUACUACCACUACCACCGCUGCCCCGACUGCCCUUUCGUCUUGCCCUCGACGAGACGACCAACACCCGCGAACAACCCCUACAAUCCACCACCUCGACCGCGCCCUGCCUCCUGUCCACACGGAACAACCCAUACCAGUACCAAUACCUAUAUUAUACACCCACACUCCCACUCCCGCUCCCACACCCUCUCUACACACCCUCUCUGUACACGCCUCAUCACGCUGCGCUGGACCUCCACUUUGGCUGUCUGCAAAGCUCCCACCGCGGUCGUCUGCACCAAGAAAGAAGCUCCCCCGCCCGUCCGCCAAUCAGCGCGUCCAAGCUCCCACCCCGCCUUCCCUUCACACGACUCGGCGUCGCCCUCCCCCCCUCCCACGCCGCUGCCCCCCCGAAGGCGCCUCGCCCCCCCGCCGUGCAACCUACGCCUCCAUUCGCCUAUCCUCGCCAACAUGUGCACCAAGGUCGUACACAGAUAUGGCUGCGGCCACGAAAUCACAGAAAAGGCCCCCUGCGCAACGUCAAGAACUACCAACUGCGGCGUCUGCAACACAAAGACGGUCAAGCACGACGAGAAGUGUGAUCAUUGUGAUCACUGAUUACACAGGUAUGGCUCCCGCCCCAACCCCUCUGCGCGUCGCACCUGUCUGACGACGCGCCUUGCAGUGUGUGACUGCAGAAAUCAUCCAGACGAUACCCCAUGAUGGCCCGUGGCACGCAGCGGGUGUGCCUGUCGUCGUCGUCGCCGCGCAAGUUGCAUCUUAGCGCACUUUCUCGCUCGACCUCUUAGUUUUGGCGUUUAAUGAGCUUUCUCCCGGGCGCUCCUCUAGCCCACCAAGCUGCAUUUCACGGCGUCAUGGUUCUCUCAAAAGUACUGGCGUUCAACGGGCAUUGGCAUCCACCUGGGUCCUUGGACACUGCGCGUCCGGCGUUUUGAUUACGGGCUGGUGCUGUGCAGGCCACGCCUCAACUUGUAUUACUUCUUCAUCAUUGUUUUCUACAUGGGUAUUAGGCUCUCCUAAUUCUGGUCGUGCUAUGCGCCGACAGGGAACCUUACAGGUUCUUUC